UGAAGAUGGCGGCCGAGCUGCAUCCGCGGAGCGGAAAGCUGAUCGGCCUGUCCAACUCCAACCGAACUGCCCGGCGGAACCAGCCUGUCCAGGAAUUUAACCAUGGCUUGGUGCUUAGCAAAGAGCCUCUGCGGGACCGGGAUGUUUUUACAGUCCGCAUUGACAAGAAGGUAAACUCUUGGAGCGGUUCUAUUGAGAUUGGUGUGACAGCACUGGACCCGGCUGCCCUGGACUUCCCCAGCAGUGCCACAGGCCUCAAGGGUGGCUCUUGGAUUGUGUCUGGCUGCUCGGUGCUACGUGAUGGCCGCUCAGUGCUGGAGGAGUACGGCCGGGACCUUGACCAGCUUGCAGAAGGGGAUCGAGUGGGCAUUCAGCGCAACUCCCUGGGGGAGCUCCACCUUUGGGUGAAUGGGCAGGACUGUGGAGCUGCAGCGAGUGGCUUGCCGCCUAAACUCUGGGCAGUGGUGGACCUGUAUGGCAAGUGCACUCAAGUGACUGUGGUGAGCUGUGAGCCGCCGCCUGCCUGCAUUGAGAAAGAAACAACUGAACGGGAUCAGGAACAGGAUGAGGAGGACGAGGUAGUGGUGUGUGGGGUUCGAGAAGAUGCGGGAAUAACAGCCCUGAUGAAUGUGGCAACAAUGAAUGGAGUGUCGGGAAAUGAAGUGCCUGAGCUUAACUGCUGUCACAACAGGCCAGAGAAGUUCCCCAACAAUCUGGAGCCUGACACAGUUCUAACAGAGCACCAGCUCUUCGAUGUAUUCAAUAAUGCAAUAGUAUCGUUUUACCGAGCUGAAGAUGAAGGUGGCGGGGAAGAUGGCGGAGUUGGUUCUGGAUCAGGUGGUGGGAGCAAUGGUGGAGGAGGUAGUGACUCUUCCAGAACUGACAGGGGCAGCUGUAGCAGUGGAGGAGGUACUGUUAAUAGUGACUCUGGCACCCCAGGGGGUGGUGGUGGAGGAUCUGGUGGCAGAGAAGCUGGUAAUGCCAACAACAGUCCUGCUGGUAAUGGAGGGGUGGGCUCUGGGAUUUCCUCAAGUGCAAUGAUGACCACUAAUGAUGCACUACUAUUCCACGAAAAAUGUGGCACACUGAUCAAACUGAGCAACAACAAUAAGACGGCAGAACGACGGAGACCACUGGAUGAGUUCAACAACGGUGUUGUCAUGACCAACCGGCCGCUCCGACACAAUGAGAUGUUUGAGAUUCGCAUAGAUAAGCUUGUGGACAAGUGGUCAGGAUCGAUAGAGAUUGGCGUAACGACACACAUCCCCAACAACCUGGACUAUCCUGCUACAAUGACCAAUCUGCGCUCAGGUACAAUCAUGAUGAGUGGCUGUGGGAUACUGACGAAUGGGAAGGGAACCAGAAGGGAAUACUGUGAAUUUAGCCUGGAUGAACUUCAGGAAGGGGAUCAUAUAGGUUUAAUGCGCAAAGCAAGUGGUGCACUUCAUUUCUACAUCAAUGGAAUCGAUCAAGGUGUAGCAGCAACACAGACCCCAUCUGUGGUUUAUGGUGUGGUCGAUCUCUAUGGCAUGGCUGUCAAAGUCACCAUUGUCCACAAUCACAACCACAGCGAUCGCCUCCGACGCAAUAACGCCAUCAUGAGAGCUCUGUCACCAGAUGUCGGCCGGCCCCGACCAGCCCUCUCCCUCACUCCAGACUCUGAUGGUCCUGACCGACUGCUCUUCCACCCCAACUGUGGGCAGAAGGCUGCCAUCAUCAGUGACGGCAGGACAGCUUUGCGACCACAUGCUACCGAUGAUUUCAAUCAUGGUGUGGUACUGAGCAGUAGGCCACUGCGCUCCAAUGAGGUGUUCCAAGUUCGCAUUGACAAGAUGGUCGACAAAUGGGCCGGUUCCAUUGAGAUCGGAGUCACAACACACAACCCAGCCUACCUGCAGCUACCCUCUACCAUGACCAACCUUCGCUCUGGGACAUGGAUGAUGACGGGCAAUGGUGUCAUGCAUAAUGGAACAACUAUCCUGGAUGAAUACGGUCACAAUCUGGAUCGGCUAAAGGCCGGCGAUACAGUUGGUGUGGUGAGGAAAGAAGAUGGCAGCCUCCACUUCUUUGUUAACGGUGUGGCUCAGGGCCCAGCAGCCUGGAAUGUUCCCCCAAAUGUUUAUGCAGUGGUUGAUCUCUAUGGUCAGGCUGCCCAGGCCACCAUCAUGGAUGACAUGGUGGACCUCCCACCUCUCCCAGAAGACAGCUCAGAUGGCCCCAAUGCCAUGUCCCCUGGGAGUCCCUGUUCUGUCGGUGGUGCCAUCACAUCAACUGACCUGCGUUUUCACCAAUUGCAUGGCACCAAUGCUGUUAUCACCAACGGGGGGCGCACCGCUCUGCGUCAAAACUGUCGGAGCGAGUUCAACGAUGCUAUUGUCAUCUCCAACAGGUGCCUUCGAGAUGGAGAGCUAUUUGAAAUUAUUAUUCAGAAGAUGGUGGACCGCUGGUCGGGUUCAAUCGAAGCAGGAGUGACAGCCAUCAGGCCUGAGGAGCUGGAGUUUCCUAACACAAUGACUGACAUUGACUAUGACACUUGGAUGCUUAGUGGGACAGCAAUCAUGCAAGAUGGCAACACAAUGCGCAACAACUAUGGCUGUGACCUGGACUCCCUCACCACAGGCUCACGGAUUGGCAUGAUGCGAUCGGCAAGUGGUGACCUGCAUUAUUACAUCAACGGUGUGGAUCAAGGUGUGGCCUGCUCUGGUCUGCCUCCAGAGGUGUUUGCAGUAAUUGACCUCUAUGGUCAGUGUGUUCAGGUGUCAAUCACCAGCUCCUCCGGACCCCUGGACAACAGCCUCUGCACCAGCAACAUCACUGAGAAGAGCUUCCCCAUCCACUCACCAGUUGCAGGUGUGGCUCAUCGGCUCCAUGGUAAGCAUGGUAAGAACGUGGUGCUGUUGGGUGAGGGGUGCCAAGCAGUGCGAGUCGGCGGUUACGCUCACGGAAUAGUGUUCAGUGCCAAGGAGCUCAAAGUGGACGAGCUCUUUGAAGUUAGGAUUGAUGAAGUGGACGAGCAGUGGUGUGGGUCACUGCACAUAGGCCUAACCACACUCGCUCCCACUGAGCUGCCAGCCUGCCCUCUUUCCGGCCUCUCCCCUUCGCUCACGCAGAUCCGCACCAAGGUCACGUGGCUGCUGUGUGGCUCUGAGGUCAGACGGAAUGGCGUGUUACAGCGCCAGAACUAUGGCUGUUCACUGGACCGGCUGACGGUGGGAAAUCGUGUAGGGGUCAAGAGGUGCAGUGAUGACACCAUGCACAUUUUUAUUGAUGGUGAGGACAUGGGAGCUGCGUCUACUGCUGUUGCCAAGAAUGUUUUUGCUGUCCUGGACCUGUAUGGGAGGAUCACUGCUGUCUCCAUUGUCAGUUCAUCGCUCACCGAGGAUGUGGAGAGCGUCAAGGCUCCCUCUUUGUCCUCAGAGAGCUGCAGUGAAGGCGAGGAGGACAAUACACCAGUCAAAGAGGUGGAAAGUGAACCUUGUACUUUAGUGCCCAUCGCCAUGGCGUUCCUGGAAAAUCAUGGCAAGAACAUCCAGCUGUCCAACCAAAACCUGACUGCGUCCCGUGUGUGCAGCUAUAACCAGGGUCUGCUGGUCACCGCGCAGCCACUUGCACAGCAGCAACUGUUCCAGUUCCAGAUUGACCGUCUGAAUCCAUCCUGGACGUCCUCGCUGUCCUUAGGCGUGAUCGGUCACUCUCCAGACCGCCUCAACUUCCCGUCCACUGCCUGUUGCCUCAAACGUUCGGCCUGGCUGCUGCAGAGAGACUCCAUUUUCCACAACUCGCUGAAGAUAUGUGAGAACUAUGGGCCUAACCUGGAUACGUGCCCAGAAGGGACCGUGCUGGGUAUGCUAGUGGACGCCAACAGCUGUCUUCACCUCUACGUGAACGGCAUGGACCAGGGCGUGGCGGCACAGGACAUCCCCUCACCCUGCUACCCGUUUAUUGACCUGUAUGGACAGUGUGAGCAGGUGACCAUAGUAACCAACAACGUGCCAACGGUUGGGGCAGAGAACGGCAUGGCUCACUGUCAGGGCGACAUGGAGAAGGCCGACAUGGUGGAUGGAAUUAAGGAGUGUGUGUGCUGGACACCCCCGCCUGAGGUCAACCCCAACAAGUCCUGUGAAUACCAGGCUCUCUGCUCACGCUUCAAGGAGCUGCUGACGUUGCCAGACGGCUACUUCAGUGAAGACGCCAAGUACAACCUGUGCUACUGUGAGUCCUGCCACAAGCUGCGGGGGGAUGAGACGUACUACAAGAGGGGCGAGCCGCCCCGGGACUACGCUCUGCCCUUCGGAUGGUGCCGCUUCGCUCUCAGGAUGAAGUCUCACUGUGACGUGUCCAACGCACUCAAGAAGUGGCACAUCGCCUACCACGGCACCAGUGUCGGAGUUCUGCGGCGCACCCUGGACCACAGCCAGCUGCUGCCAGGAGCCUCGUCCAUCUUCUCAGUAUCUCCUGUGAAGACCGAGGGCCCGCAUGACUAUAGUGAGCCAGAGGAGAACAGUGCCCCCGGGAGGGAGGUUCCCAGAGUCCGUCUGUCCCCCACCAUGCGCUACUCUGGCCUGGAGGUCUUUGCUCCCAAAGUGCAAUUCCGCGACCCUCGCUCACAUCGCUGUCACCAGGCCCAGGUGGGCUUCCAAGUGUGCGUGCGGCCGGGCUCCUACAAGGUGGGCCCGCAGACUCUUGGCCCCAGCGAGGCCCUGGACCCUCGUUUCAGCAAUUCUGAGAUCGAGUGGAUCACGAAGGAGCAGGGCGGGACCUUACUUUACGGACUGCUAAUUCGGGUGGAGUGAGGAGAGACUGGAAAGGGUCCGGCCGUCUCUCCGUGUCAUAUUUUGGCUAAAGACUGAACCAAAUCAGACCCCUGCCUUGAGCAAUAGACUCCUCUGAGCUCCAGCUGUUGUUGAUUGUGGACAGUUCCGUGUCGGGUUUAUAUCCAUGUGGUUGUUUGCUCUCGGACUGAGUGGCGCGAGCUCACAGAAGAACAGACACUGCCUGCACUUUAUGUUUCACUCACGUGUGGGCGAUUUUUAAUGGCAAACUACCAGUGUCACACAUUUGAAUCACCGCGUUUCUUUUCUUUUUUCCCCUCCUCUAAAGUCAUCUCCCACUGCAGACUUCUUUUUCUUUCCUCUUGGCACUUAUUUGAACACGUGUCCUGCUCCAGUUAGAGUUGACCUCAGGCUGCUCCUUAAUGUGACGACUUUCAACCUCGGAGAAGAUGAACAAAUCCUGGAGCAGCGGCUCCUGAUUGCGAGCAUUUGAAAACUGGUGAGAGAUUUGUUUACGGUUUAUUUGAAUGUUUGUCUGCUCAUGUCUUCAUCUGCAGCUGCACUUCUGCGGUCAUGGUCUGGUGUCGCCUGUGACUCAGAGUUGGAUGAUGAUGAUGACGACCAUAGACACAUUGGAGACUGACUGACAGACUGUAGCGAUUAAACUAGCAACAAUGGCAGCAGCUUGAAAUGUUUGGGCCCUCGGGUCGCCAAUCUGAAGGUGUGAACCAAAGACUGACUCAGAGCAGUUGAAAAACAAAAGUGGUGUUUGGUUUCAUUCAAUUCCUCACGUACAACUUGACCAACUUGUGUAUCGUGGCAUUCAGGUUGGUUUGGGGCUAAACAAACGGGAGACUUCAGUUACCGCAAAAGCACAGUUCCAUUUCCAGUUUAAAAGUCCUGGACUGUUAAGUACUGUCACAGUUGUCACACAUCUUCAUCCAAAACGUUUACUGGUGAAUGCCAUCCAUCAUGGUUGUGACACCCCCACAUCCGUUUUACGUUUGUUUGGAUGUACGUAUUCAACUCCACAUGUUCUGUUCUGUUACUCCAGUGUUCUCUACGUUCAGAGAUGCUCCAUGCAACUCAUGGAAGGUCGGCAAUCCUAGAAAGAACUUCCAGUCCAAAAAUAAUGUGAAGAUGAUCCUAAAGGGUUUUUUUUUUGCCCACCGCUGCUUUGUACAAGUUCAUUUGUAUUAUGUUUUUAGUUUUCUGUAUGUUGCAUUGUACAGGCUGUUACAUAACAAACCAUAACUUCCUGAUUCAUAAAGAAAAGAAUAAACGGACCGUAUGCACAGAGACCCCUCACACUGUUUUCUCUGCUCCCGAGUACAAGAGGGAAGAUGUGUAUAUCUAUAUUUGUAUAUGUAUAUAUAUCUCUAUCUAUAUAUAUAUCUACUGAUCGAUAUAUGUAUAUAUAUAUGUGUGUGUGUAUAUAUAUGUAUAUGUAUGUAUGUACACACACAUAUGUAUAUAUGCCUUCAAUAUACCUUCAAAGGACGCAAAUAGAAAAACCACACACCUUCUUGAACAUGGUUCUGUCACAUUUUAUUUAUAGUAAGAAAAAACGUGUUCAACAUGUCACUCGCACAGUCACGCGUCUCCAAAAUGCUGAAGCUUUUAAGUCAUUAAGGCCAAUAGAAGGUUCGCUCAGAGUUUUAUUAGACAAAUAGUUGAGCAGCUUCAUCCCACCACGGACAGUGUCCCUCUCCCUCACACACGUUUGUAUCCCUAUCUUUGUGAGGACCUCUCAUUGCCUUAACCCUUCCCCUAGCCUCUCGCCCUGGACCCAACCAUCCAAAACAAACGGCUCACCUGCACCAGGACCCUGAACCAAACUUAACCAUCAUUAUACUGACCCACUUAUUUUGAAGAUUGCAUCCUCAAAUUGAGACUAACCCUCGUGGGAUCUAGCAAAGGGCCCCACAAAAGAAAAAUGUCCUCACAAGAAGGUGUUUCCAAGAAUUGGUCCCCGCAAGUAUAGCUAUACAAGAAUCACACACACACACACACACACACACACCAGUUUCUGGGCAAAAAGAAAAGAUCAGGAUCACAAUCCCAACAACAUGAUGAUGUCAUGGUGGGAGUUCCUACUGACAGACACGAUCUACAUCCUUUGGGUUGCAUAGUCACUUUUUUGUCAUCAGCUGUGAAUCAAACCGGUUCUGCCCCAGUGAGGACGUUGAAACCUGAAACCCUGAGUGAUUUUUCUUCACCUAAUAAAUGCUGGCUGAUGUGCCGUUUUCUUCUCAAUUCUUCAA
This is a messenger RNA of Synchiropus splendidus (mandarinfish), 7036 nucleotides long. It is a transcript of the gene neurl4, whose product is annotated as neuralized E3 ubiquitin protein ligase 4. Lineage: Eukaryota; Metazoa; Chordata; Actinopteri; Syngnathiformes; Callionymidae. The record is from RefSeq and is a predicted model, not a curated record. The transcript has 29 exons. Gene Ontology annotation, molecular function: ubiquitin protein ligase activity. Bases 6 to 4793 code for a protein of 1595 amino acids.